Eleginops maclovinus (Patagonian blennie) is the source of this 3648-nucleotide messenger RNA. RefSeq names its product unc-51 like kinase 3 (gene ulk3). Gene Ontology annotation, molecular function: protein serine/threonine kinase activity; ATP binding. NCBI's taxonomy places the organism in Eukaryota, Metazoa, Chordata, Actinopteri, Perciformes, Eleginopidae. Gene Ontology annotation, cellular component: autophagosome; cytoplasm; cytosol. The record is from RefSeq and is a predicted model, not a curated record. The transcript has 17 exons. The coding region runs from base 112 to 1572 and encodes 486 amino acids. Gene Ontology annotation, biological process: autophagy of mitochondrion; piecemeal microautophagy of the nucleus; reticulophagy.
UCGCUGCUGCGGAUCCUCCUCCAGAAGAAGCUGUCACAAUGUAAACAGCGCUCCUCCAUGAGGAUCCUCCAGCUCCAGCCCCGGACCUGAUUUGAUGUUGCUGUUGUCAGCAUGGCUUCCAGCUCCGGCAGCUUCGCUCCUCCAAAACUGUCCGACUUCAUCCUCACCGAGCGGCUGGGCAGUGGAACCUACGCCACGGUCUACAAAGCCUACAGGAAGGGGGACAGUCGGGAGGUGGUGGCGGUGAAAGUGGUCUCGAAGAAGUCUCUGAACCGAGCGUCUACAGAGAACCUGCUCACAGAGAUAGAGAUCCUGAAGACCAUGCGCCACCCUCACAUCGUGCAGCUCAAAGACUUCCAGUGGGAUGCGGAGAACAUCUAUCUGAUCCUGGAGUGGUGCUCUGGUGGAGAUCUGUCCUGCUUUAUUCGAAGUCGCCGGAUUCUACCUGAGACUGUGGCCCGACGCUUCCUGCAGCAGAUCGCCUGUGCCCUGCAGUUUCUUCAUGAGCGGAACAUCUCUCACCUGGACCUGAAGCCUCAGAACAUCCUGCUCAGCGGCUCCAUCCUCAAACUGGCAGAUUUUGGCUUCGCUCAGUACAUGUCCCCGUGGGACGAGCAGAGCGUCCUGAGAGGCUCUCCUCUCUACAUGGCUCCGGAGAUGGUGUGCCGCCGGCAGUACGACUCCAGGGUGGAUCUGUGGUCCGUGGGGGUCAUCCUCUACGAGGCACUUUUUGGGCGAGCACCGUUUGCAUCCAGAUCAUACGCUGAACUGGAGGAGAAGAUCCGGAGUAACCAACCCAUCGAGCUGCCUCCUGGGGCCCGGGUCUCCAAGAACUGCCGAGACCUUCUGCUGCGGCUGCUGGACAGGAACCCAGACGCCCGCAUCACCUUUGCAGAGUUCUUCCUCCACCCUUUUGUGGAUAUGGAGCACAUGCCGAGCGCAGAGAGCCUGGUGAAGGCGCGAGGCAGUUUGCACUCAGGGAUUCCUCUUCCUGUUCCCUCUCUUCAGAAGGAGAUGGUCCUGCAGGCCGUUCAGAAGGACCAGGCGGGCGAGCGGGACGCCGCGCUCUGUCUCUACUGCAGCGCCCUGGAGCACUUUGUCCCCGCUAUCCACUACGAGACGGAGCGGCAGCGUAAGGAAGCCCUCCGGCAGAAGGUCCGUCAGUACGUGUCCCGAGCCGAGGAGCUGAAGGCGCUGGUGGCCUCGGACAACAGGCUGAGCUUUGAGGAGGCCCGCACCUCGAGGGAUAUCCUCCGAGAAAUGUCUCGAGACAAACCCCGGCUGCUGGCUGCUCUGGAGGCGUCCUCUGCUGCCAUCGCUAAGGAGGAGAGUGGGUCGGGGGAUCAGGAGGCUCUGGAUGCGUACCAGCAGUGCUUAGGAGAACUCCUGUUGGCGCUGGCAGCCGAGCCGCAGGGCCGCCGCAGAGAGCUGCUCCACAGCGAGAUUCAAAGCCUCAUGAGCAGAGCUGAAUACCUCAAGAAGAAUAUCAAGAUGCAGGAGACUCAGAGCGACGCGUCCCUGGAUCGGGAGUCUUUGGCAGACUCUGUGCGAAGCUCUUGCUGUCUGCAGUGAGCCCGACGGCCACCGUGGGAACAGAUGCUGCUCGGCGUUCAGACUGUACACACUUCACCUGAUCACCCCCACCCCCUCCUCCUCCCACUCUGACCAACCUGAGCGCUGCUGGGUGGGAUAUCCCAGCUGCUGCCAGAUGUGGUCAAUGCCGUGGUUGUUCCUGCAAAGUUGUGUUUGGCAGGUCGAGAGCUCCUGCUUUCUGAGGAGGGACAGAAACCUCUGACUGGUGAAACAUUGGAAGUUGCUCUGGAUUUUUUUGUUUUUAUUAUUUGCACACUGGCGAAUGUGAGUUCCCUGUAGCCUCAAACCCCCCCUCCUCCUCUUCCUCCUCCUCACACACCAUUCAUAUGUAAAUGCUGGACAGCUUGUAUGACAAUACCUCUCUGUGAUGGUAAACGAGUUACACAGAGACCGGUGCAUUAUUCAGAGUACACUGUGACAAUACAAUAGAGUAGUACUAGGAUAUUACAGGCAGGAGCAUACUCUUUGUUUCAUAUUGGGGUAUUUUGCUGCCCGGUGGAAAGAAAACAUGAGAAAUACACAUCAAGGUGUUUACUGUACUGACUUUUCUCUGUUUACAUCUGCAGAUUCCUCUUAAAUCAGCCAAGAUGUAGCCUAAAAUAAGCCUUCAUUUGCAUAUUUGAACAUUUCUGGGAAAACUUGUAACACAAAAUACAAUUGUCUGUAAGUUAAUAAUAAGUUUCAUGUUGACAUGAAGUAUGUCUUUUGUCAGACUCCAGUUCAGUAGCACCUACAACUCUACACUCUGCAGUUUCAUUACGUCUAUGUUCAGGAGGUUUUUACUCUGCCUUGUUCACUUUAUGCCUGAUUUAUAUUCAUUUAAUUCCUGAAAAUGUGGAAAAAGCGAUCUUUUUAUGGCAGCAUGUUUUGAUUUACUGAGUGAGUGAUACCAAGAGAUGUUAAUAACGCCCUCUGUAAAAACCUUUGACUUGUAUAUUUCAACAAAAUAACCCCAAAGGGAUUCAGAUCUAUGUCUAUUCGAUGGUUUUUACAGAGGGAUUUGAUCACUGCUUGAAGAAGAAUAACCUUUAUUUAUCGCCACAGGGGGACAUUCGAGUCCCUAAACAGACCGUGCCACUGCCUGAUUUAUAUUACACUUUCUUCCUAAAAACGAGGGAAAUUAAUAUGUUUACGUUUCUUUUUGAUUAUAAAAUAAAUCUGUAAAACAAAAUGCAUAUUUAAUCAUAGACUUACAGAAAACUUGAAAGAAAUACUGCAAGUUAUCAAGUUUCCUGGUGAAGUCUAUAGUCAGCUUUUACCCUGUUCACCUGCAGCAUCUUGCAAAAUAUAUGCAAUUAUAAAAUCACCUUUUUCCUCAAAAUAAGAGCCAAAAACCUCCACUUCAGUAGCCCCUGCGCACACCAGAUUCUUGAGUUUCGUUCCCGUAAAUAUUUAGAGAAAUGUGUCCAGAGGAAUGUAUAUCAUUCAUAGCCCGAUGUUCACCCUAAAGUAUGCUGAAAUGAUCUGUCUUUUUGCACUGUGAUGAUAAUAUAUAUUAAAAUGCCCUCUGUAAAGGAAAAGGAAAAUCAAGGCAUUUCUGUUCUGAAAUGCCUACAAAUUAGUCUGAAUCUAAUUAGUAAACGCCUUAUUUGCAUAUUUAAUCGGGAACUUGUAAUACAAAAAAAGGCUAAUUUACUGAACCCUAACCCACUGGAUUCAAGAUUCAUAGUGAUAUCCAUUACUUUACAUUUUCACCCCAUCACUUUUGCAUUAUUAAGUAUAUCAUAUCUCUGCCUCUGCACCCCCGUCCCCCCCUCCCUGCGGCUCACCACAGGCUCACCAUGCUCUCUGCCUUAUUUACACUAGACCUGCACUUUCUUAGGUUUGGCACCGGCUGAGUAUUUGAGGGAUUCAGGGAGUCGGAGCCUUCAUAAGCAGCCGCUGUUGUAGGUCUGCACGCUCUCCAAACUUUGUGAAUAUCAUUAUCAAGACGAUUGGAGGAAAAGUAAAGACGUGUGAGCUGGUGAGAAAUCCUCCCUGCUGUGUUGUUGUUUAUACAGCUGUGAUUUUUGUAUUUUGUGUAUUUAUUGAAAGGGAAAUAAAAUGUGAAGCGUC